AUGUCUGUGAUCAUUGAACCAGAUUUCUUAGAAUAUUACACUGAGACAUCAACAGCUUUCAUUACAAUUCAUAAUCAAACGGAUGAAAUCAAGGCAUUUAAGAUAAAGACAACAGCACCAAAAUUAUACUGUGUAAGACCUAAUGCAGCUAUUAUUCAACCCGGUGAGAAUGUCAAGAUAUCUGUAAUAUUUUUGGGACUUCCACAAGAACCACUGGAUGAUUAUAAGUGUAAGGACAAAUUUUUAGUUAUUGUAUUGCCGGCCCCAUAUAAGAGUGAUUCUAGUCAUGCAGUUUCCGAGAUUUGGAAUGAUUUGGAAAACGAAUUUAAGUCUCAAGCUAUUCAAAAGAAGAUAAAAGUUGUUUAUAAUAAUUCAAAUUCACAAACACUAUUUUUAUCAACAAAUGGACAAGAUAGUCAUGAAACAAAAAAUCAAAAUAUGGCUUCUGUAAACAAUGUAAAUCAAUUAGAACAGAAGGCGAUUGACAAGCAAGUAACACUAGAAAAAGAUAACACAAUAAAAGAAAACAUUAAGAAAAUCAAGAUAAAUACUAUGGGCAAUGAAACUAAGUCGUCAUCUCCAGCAAGAGAGCCUCAACAAAAUGUCACUGCUAAGAUUUCUCCAUCAACUAUGCUAUUUAUUACUAUUAUUGUUCUAGUUCUUGGACAAUUUAAAUUAUUUCAAAAUUUGGAAUCUAAAACCAAUGUUCCAAAGUCUUACUGGACGAAAUCUUCUGUUUUAAUUUAUUUGUUGUUAACAUUUUUAAAUGUUGGUGGCAUGGGGCAAAUAUUAUCUAAUUUUGUUGGAUUUAUUAUUCCAACAAUUAAUUCUAUUAAAGCAUUGAAGACUCGUAAUGAUCAAUCAGAUGACCAAUUUUGGUUAAGCUACUGGAUCAUUUUUGGAUUUUUGAAUGUUGUUGAAUUCUGGUCAAGCACUAUUUUAUAUUUGGUCCCUUUCUAUUGGGUUUUAAAGGUCUUGUUUUUAUUACUCAUUAGUGUUCCAUCCACUGGUGGUUGUCAAUGGGUUUAUUCAAGAAUAAUUGAGCCAUCUUAUGAUCAAUUAUUGAAAAAAUUGACCGACGUUGCUAACAAAAAUACUUCGAUGAAUUCCAAUAUAUCACAUGGUGGUGUAGAACGUGACAAUAUUAGACAAGUUAUUAAUAAUGCUGCUAGGGGUUCAGGUGCCUCUAGACACCCACACAAUAAUUAA
Messenger RNA from Arxiozyma heterogenica, 1209 nucleotides. RefSeq lists its product as uncharacterized. The transcript has 3 exons. Gene Ontology annotation, biological process: endoplasmic reticulum membrane organization. Gene Ontology annotation, molecular function: FFAT motif binding. The record is from RefSeq and is a predicted model, not a curated record. Lineage: Eukaryota; Fungi; Ascomycota; Saccharomycetes; Saccharomycetales; Saccharomycetaceae. Gene Ontology annotation, cellular component: plasma membrane; endoplasmic reticulum membrane. The coding region runs from base 1 to 1209 and encodes 402 amino acids.